Molecule: messenger RNA, 308 nt
Organism: Rhipicephalus sanguineus (brown dog tick)
Lineage: Eukaryota; Metazoa; Arthropoda; Arachnida; Ixodida; Ixodidae
Exons: 5
Coding region: 3-308 (101 amino acids)
Source: RefSeq, a predicted model, not a curated record
CAAUGAACACAGACAUCCGGCCAAGGAAAGAAUCGGGCUGCGCAUUGAUUGCUGCCGUUUUCGUGUUACUUCUGGUACCCAUCGUCGAAGUCCACCCCAUCUGCAAAUACGUUCAAAGGCAAGCAGCCAUCAACAUAAACAGUUUGUAUGACGAUCCAUGCGGGAAUAUGACGGUACCUUUCCGAUCUUUUACAACGAAGCUUAUAAUUCCAAACGAAUACAGCAUUCCCGGGGUAGUGGAUUCGCUGGAUUACACUGACGAGCGGAACCACAGUGAAAAGACAACAGCAGGAAUCUACCCCAUUUAA